This is a messenger RNA of Gadus macrocephalus (Pacific cod), 6588 nucleotides long. RefSeq names its product phosphodiesterase 4D, cAMP-specific (gene pde4d). The record is from RefSeq and is a predicted model, not a curated record. Bases 512 to 2920 code for a protein of 802 amino acids. Gene Ontology annotation, molecular function: 3',5'-cyclic-AMP phosphodiesterase activity. Gene Ontology annotation, cellular component: nucleus; perinuclear region of cytoplasm; cytosol. Gene Ontology annotation, biological process: signal transduction. The transcript is spliced from 15 exons. Lineage: Eukaryota; Metazoa; Chordata; Actinopteri; Gadiformes; Gadidae.
AACCCAUGGAUAUUUACGCAUAGCGUGCGUCAGAAUAAUUCUAGUGUAUACGCUCUUUAGAAGUUUAGGCUACAUUGUUGUUUAUGACGCUCGUUCUGUGGUCUGUCCCGUGGAUGAAUAAACUGGCAUCUGUGGAACUGCGGCAACCCCACAUUACCUUGUUGAAAUGGGCGUGAAAUCGGAGAGAAGGGGCAUAUGGAAAUCAUCUGUAGUCAGGUCCUUUUCGACGCAAUACUGUGCUUAAUGUUCCUGCAAUCUCGUUUUGCAGUUCAGUUAAAAGUAUGCGUGGACUUAUUUUUUCUGUUUCUGCGUUAAUGGAAUGUAAUUUGUUUCCAAACCGAAUGGAACGUGAACCACUCCGGGACCAACUUUUUAAGUUAGUUGCCCACCGCUACUUUUAAUAGUGAACUUGGUCGUCUUGUGCACUGAGUGACUAUUCUCCAUAGACACGGGUGGACGUUACAUUUUUUUUAUCCUUACCCCCUAUUUAUAAACAAACCCGCUCCCGGGGAUGGAUUCCACCUGCGGGAAAGUAGCGACAGCAUCUCUCAGCGGCGGAGCCGGCGGUGGAAGUGCCAAAGCACCCAAACAUUUGUGGCGGCAGCAAAACCAGGGGACGCUCUCUCCUCUCCACCACGCGCUCGUAGUGCGAAAGAAGCACCGCGUGAGACAAAGGGGCUUCUCAGAUACGGAGAAAUACCUCAGCUCAGUCAACAUGGACCGGACUUACGCGGUGGACACGGGCCACCGGCCCGGCUUGAAGAAAUCUCGCAUGUCGUGGCCGUCGUCGUUUCAAGGUCUUCGACGUUUCGAUGUGGACAAUGGCACCUCGUCGGGCCGCAGCCCCCUGGACCCCAUGGCCAGCCCGGGCUCCGGCCUCAUCCUCCAGGCCAACUUUGUGCACAGCCAGCGGAGAGAGUCCUUCCUCUACCGCUCUGACAGCGACUACGACCUCUCGCCCAAGUCCAUGUCCAGGAACUCCUCCAUCGCCAGUGACAUUCAUGGGGACGAUAUGAUUGUAACGCCGUUUGCACAGGUUCUGGCCAGUUUAAGAACCGUACGAAACAACUUUGGUGCCCUCACCAACAUACAGCAAGACAGAGCGUCAAAUAAGAGAUCACCCAUGUGUAACCCACCUCCUUUCACAAAGACCUCCUUUACAGAGGAGGCCUACCAGAAGCUGGCCACCGAGACCCUGGAGGAGCUGGACUGGUGUCUGGACCAGCUAGAGACCCUGCAGACCAGGCACUCGGUCAGCGAGAUGGCCUCCAACAAGUUCAAGAGGAUGCUGAACAGGGAGCUCAGUCACCUCUCAGAAAUGAGCCGUUCUGGUAACCAGGUGUCUGAGUUCAUCUCCAGUACCUUCCUGGACAAGCAGCAUGAGGUGGAGAUGCCCUGCCCUCAGAACCAGAAGGAGAAGGAGAAGAAGACCAAGCCCAUGUCCCAGAUCAGCGGGGUGAAGAAGCUGCAGCACUCGUCCAGCCUCACCCACUCCAGCAUCCCUCGCUUCGGCGUCAAGACCGAGACGGAGGACGAGCUGGCUAACGAAAUGGAAGAUGUGAAUAAAUGGGGCCUUAACGUGUAUAAAAUCACAGAGUUCUCCGGGAACCGGCCACUAACGGUCAUGAUGCACACGAUAUUCCAGGAGAGAGACUUGUUAAAAACAUUCAAAAUCCCACUUGACACCUUUAUAACGUACCUGAUGACCUUAGAAGACCAUUACCAUGGCGAUGUGGCCUACCAUAACAACAUCCACGCUGCUGACGUCACUCAGUCCACUCACGUGCUGCUCUCCACCCCCGCCCUCGAGGCUGUGUUCACAGACCUGGAGAUCCUAGCUGCCAUCUUUGCCAGUGCGAUUCACGACGUGGACCAUCCUGGUGUUUCCAACCAGUUCCUCAUCAACACCAACUCUGAGCUGGCGCUGAUGUACAAUGACUCGUCGGUGCUGGAGAACCACCACCUGGCCGUUGGCUUCAAGCUCCUGCAGGAGGAGAACUGUGACAUCUUUCAGAACCUGACCAAAAAACAACGACAAUCACUGCGCAAGAUGGUCAUCGACAUUGUCCUCGCAACAGACAUGUCCAAGCACAUGAACCUACUGGCCGACCUGAAGACCAUGGUGGAAACCAAGAAAGUGACGAGCUCCGGUGUCCUGCUCCUCGACAACUACUCGGACAGAAUACAGGUACUCCAGAACAUGGUGCACUGUGCGGACCUGAGCAACCCCACCAAGCCCCUGCAGCUGUACCGCCAGUGGACGGACCGCAUCAUGGAGGAGUUCUUCAGCCAGGGGGACCGGGAGAGGGAGCGGGGCAUGGAGAUCAGCCCCAUGUGUGACAAGCACAACGCCUCGGUGGAGAAGAGCCAGGUGGGCUUCAUCGACUACAUCGUCCACCCGCUGUGGGAGACGUGGGCCGACCUGGUGCACCCGGACGCCCAGGACAUCCUGGACACGCUGGAGGACAACCGCGAGUGGUACCAGAGCACCAUCCCCCAGAGCCCCUCCCCCGCCCCCGACGACCCUGACGACGGCAGCCGGCCCCCCGGGGGGGACAAGUUCCAGUUCGAGCUCACCCUGGAGGAGGACGGGGAGUCGGACACGGAGAAGGACAGUGGCAGCCAGCCGGAGGAGGAGGAGGAGGAGGAGGAGGAGGAGGAGGAAGACGAGGAAGACGAGGAGGAGAACAGCUGUAGCGACUCUAAAACACUCUGCACGCAGGACUCGGAAUCGACGGAGAUCCCCCUGGACGAACCGGUGGGGGAGGUGGGGGAGGAGGAGGAGGGGGACGGGGGGGAGGGGGAGGAAGGGGCGACGCCCACGCCCUGCUCGCCAACCGGCGUGGUGGUGGAGGAGGUAGCAGAUCAGGAGGAGAACGAGAAGGAGGAGGAAGAGGAGGAGAAGUCUGCACAUACAUAGCAGCGCAUGGAAAGCAGCUGAAUGAACCAUUUCUCUUAGUAAUGACAGAUGAUUAUUUAUAGGUUUUUUAAGGGGUGGGGGAGGGGUUAUUUUCCCUGUUUUUAUUUUGUUUUUUCCUUUAUUUUUAUUAUUAUAAUUUUUUUCUAAAUCUAUGUUUGCAUUUUUUCUAAAUGUGUGCUGCUCCCUCUCGGCCUGUUAGCCCAUCCUCAUCCCAAACUAAACUGCUCCCACUUACUUUGCCCCAUCGGUACUUUUUAAAACAAGUUAUUUUGCACUCAGGAAAUCUCCUUUCCUUUCCGCGUAUGUACUGUAGUAUGGCGCUGUGUGUGUGUGUGUGUGUGUGUGUGGGUGCGACUGUUUGUGUGUGUGCGGCCAUAUCAUUGUUACACCUCAAUGUACGAUGGGGACGAGCCAUUUAGUUUCCCACGCGGUGCUGUGCACGUGGCCCCAUGACACUCCUCUCCCGGUUAGCCUUGCCUGGACGUUAGCCGUGCUCUCAUGUUUUAUCAAGUGCCCCUCAUUGUUUCAUGGAUGUCUGCCGUCUGGCGCUCAAGGAGUGUCUGUGUCAUGGUGAUGCCAUUUCUUCCCCUCAGCGACAUUAGGAGACACCGUUUGGAGGCCAAAAGAAACAUCCGAUUGGGGACCAACCAGGAUGAAAAGCUGUAGUGCACUGGGGGGUAGCAAAGCAUGCUGGGAUUUGUUUUUUGGAGGGUAUGUUCUUGAUGAUGUGGAAGUCUUCCUUGAAAACCUGACUGAAAAAAAUAAGUGUCCGAGACCUCGUUCUUUGUCUUCAUACGGUACUGUAUGUCAAGCAGAGAUUUGUUUUCUAGCUUCCCCCCUCGCGUUCUCCUCGGUGAGCAACAACGAGAGGUCGAGGAGCGACGCCAGGCAGACGGAGACACUCAGACGCUACGCUAGAAAAGAACGACAUCCCAGAUUACAGUGAUUUUUCAAUGUUUUUCGGGGCUGAAUUGUAUCGGGAGUGCAUUAAGGAGCGUUGCACUGGCUCCUGACGAUAUUCAAUAGCAUUUAUAUUAAUAUUCCCAUCACCGUUCGCUGGCAUUGGCCUGUUUGAAUGAGUUCAAGCCGCCCUUCUGUUUUUUGUUCUUUUUAUACCUAAAGGGGGUUUUCACAGAUGACCAGUCUCCAACGUGUCGCGUCAUGCUAUUUUUUUUUUACGCAGAUUCGUUCUGAUGUUUAAAGCCUUUACGUUUCAUUCUCAUUGCCUGCAGUUCCUCUCCUAGACAUCCUGACACCAUGCAAUGCUUCGUAGUUGAUAUGAGAUGCACCUUGUGGCAAAAGGUUUGAGUAGUGCGUGCGGUGCACAAAGCAGAUAAUUGUGUUCAAAAGACUUUAAGGAAUUUUUUAUACAAACGCUAUGAAAGCUUUUGCGAUUAUUCAAUGAUUCGAAGAAGGUUUUGGCCCCCCUUUCUGUGAAUACUGUUCACCCUCUCUACUGAACCUGCCUCAAUUCUUUCCCUGAAACAGAGUCACACCACAGUUCCAGUUAUGCUAGAGAAAUCAAUACUGUCUUGGUUCAUAUUACGGUUAUCGUGGUCAUUACGGUUGAUUUUGCCAUUCAUACCAUAAGCAUUCGACAGCCGUCUUUGUUUUUGACAUCAAAUCAAGACAAUCAGCUUUGUUGCUUAGUAGAACGCUUAUCCUGGGACAUAGAUACUUUAAUGCACUGAUACUGUAUGUUACCACUUCGACACGUUUUGUUUACCUUGUUCAACGCGUAAACUUUUAGACUUUUCUCAACAACUCCAUGCCACCAGUCCUUUGCUUUUGUUUUCAUCUCUGUGAUGUUUUAACUUUCAUUUUGAUGUUAGGAUGGUACAGUACCUUCACAUCAUUCAUAGCUAUACAAAAAUAUUGUCGCUCUAUGUACAUACAGAGACAUCCAAUCAUGUAAAUCAUAUAAAAGUCUUUAUUUUUAAUAGUGCUUUAAGUGUCUUUACGAAAAAUAUUUAUUUAAUCUUUUGGUUUUUAAUUUGUUCAUUCAUUUUGUGCCAAUUCUUUUGCGUUCAGUUUUAUGUUUUUUUUUUUUUCAUGCUCACCCGAUGCUCUUACCUGUAAUACAAUGUUAUGGUUUUAUUGCUGUUUACAAACAUAUAUUUAUUGUGCUGUAAAUACUAUAUAGGUAUUAUUAUUGUUAUUAUUAUUAUCAUUAUUAUCAUCAUUGUCAUUUCCAUGAUGCUGUUUGUUGUAAAUGAUCAAUUCGUAUCAUCCCUUUUGGUGAUGGUGUGGCUGCAUUGUAACUCUUGUUGAGUGAAUGUUUAUUACACAUGUUUCUGCAGUGUAAAACACACACACACACACAUAUACCCCCCCACACACACACACAAACACACACACAGGAAAGAUCCAUCAAUGUGUUGCUUACCUGAGAGCUAGCUCAGUCGAGAGAGGGGCAAAGCCAAAUUGUUUUGUUUUUUUAAAUAAGGAAACUGUUCCUUGGCCCAUGGGCUGUGCCUUAAACUAAAUACACAUUUGUUCCAUCUAGACUACUUUGUAUCUGCUUUCCUUUUCCUCCUCUCUUUUUGCUGCAGUAGGGGCUAAGUUGGCUUGGUUGUCCUGUCGACUGGAGAAGAGGCAUGUGACAAGGAGAGGAACUCGAGUGAAAAUGUUGCCUUUUUUUUUUUUUUUUUUAACAGCCAAACACCAUUUUAUUUUGUGAGAAUCGGGAAAAAAAACUAAAAUGUGGUACUUGUUGUGAUUUAUAUUGUUAUAUAACUAGGAAAUAACGUUAUGUUAUGAUUCAGGUCUGCUGCAAGUCCUAGACCCCACACUACCUGAGUGAUGCGUAGCUUCAUAGUUAAAUGUCUGAGAGCUGCAUUUACAUUGGACCUGUUAUCGGACGAAUCCACACAAUCCUUUACCCCCUGCAAAAAACACAACCAGGCAGGUGUCAACGAUCCACCGGCUACCCCAUCCUCCAGCCCCUGAUGAGUACACUAAACGGACAGUUUAUGAUUUAGCCUGCACCUGCCAGAUUGUACAGGAUCUGUUACCACUGAAGGGGGGGGAAUGAAACAGAAGUAUGAAGCUGCCUCCCGACCACGGUUUAAAGAGCGCACCAAGGCUUAGAGGAAACAUCUGCAUGUUCAGCCACUGCUGCAUUAAUUACGGCUGAAACACUGACAGUGUGUUGACUCAUACGUGCUUGGCCCACACUUUACACUCAUACUACUUGCAAUACCCAACACCACUCACAUCGUUCUGCCUGGACAGUAGAGGGACAGUAUCUAUAAGGGGAUUUCGGGAGGGGGGGAGGGCUUUGGGAGGGGGUGUGCAUUAUUGUCCUAUAAAGAGGACUCUUAUUUUGACACGCAUACUGUAGAUUCUAAACAGCCCUGGACCAAUGGAAACAGUAGGUUUUUUUGUCAUUAUGUGUUCUAUUUUUUAUGGAAUGAAAGGAAUACACAAACUGUAACUUAAAAAAAAUAAAAAUUCUUCAGGAUUAUAUUUUUUUGGGUUGUCUUUAGAAUGCCUAUUUGUCUGAAAGUUUCACAAGACAAUUAAAACGUUAUUUUAAUGGAUUCCUUGUUAAUUGCAGUCUAUUGGAUAGCACUGUAGAUCAUACAACUUUACGUAAAAAAAAUAUAACAAAUGAAAAAAAAGUUUUUUUAUAUGCAAUGGACUAAAUAAAGCAUGGGUUGAUUGUG